AUGUGCAAAACAUUCAUAAUAUAUUUAAAUCAUAAUCCAUAUUGUAUAAUUGAAAUGAAUCAAUAUCAACGUCAAACAACACAUGUUCUUUGUGAUACAUUAGAUUUACAAUGGAAUGUUUCAUUUAGAUUUUUUAUUUUUGAUAUAAACAAGGAUAUUAUUAUAUGUUCGAUCUAUAAUCGAUCUAAAUAUACAAAAGAUUGUCUUCUUGGUUCAAUUAAAAUUCCUUUACGAUUAUUAAUUAGACAACAAGAUUCAGUAUCGAUUUAUUCAUUAGGAACAAAUCAUAUUUAUGAAAUGUCGAUAGUCAAUUUGACAAUGCGUACAUUUUAUCUUGAACAUUCAUCAAAUAAUUCUCAAAUAUCUAUAAAAUAUAUUAUUCAUUUAAAUGAAUAA
This is a messenger RNA of Rotaria sp. Silwood2, 396 nucleotides long. The record is from the annotation of a GenBank genome assembly. NCBI's taxonomy places the organism in Eukaryota, Metazoa, Rotifera, Eurotatoria, Philodinida, Philodinidae.